Myotis brandtii (Brandt's bat) is the source of this 3031-nucleotide messenger RNA. It is a transcript of the gene LCMT2, whose product is annotated as leucine carboxyl methyltransferase 2. The transcript has 3 exons. NCBI's taxonomy places the organism in Eukaryota, Metazoa, Chordata, Mammalia, Chiroptera, Vespertilionidae. Gene Ontology annotation, molecular function: tRNA methyltransferase activity; protein binding. The record is from RefSeq and is a predicted model, not a curated record. Gene Ontology annotation, biological process: tRNA methylation; wybutosine biosynthetic process. Bases 20 to 1924 code for a protein of 634 amino acids.
UCUUGAGCGCCUUCUGGCCAUGGGCCCGCGGAGCCGCGAGCGCCGGGCGGGAGCCGUGCAGAGUACCAACGACAGCAGCGCCCUCAGCAAGAGGGCCCCGCGAGCGCCUUGCGCCCAGAUCCUGUCGCUGGGCGCCGGCUCGGACUCGCUGUAUUUUCGCCUCAAAGCUGCAGGCCGCCUGUCCGGGGCUGCGGUCUGGGAGGUCGAUUUUCCAGACGUGGCGCGGCGCAAAGCGGAGAGGAUUAGAGACACGCCGGAACUGUGCGCGUUAACCGGGCCUUUCCGGAGCGGGGACCUUGCGUCAGCGCUGCGCUUUGAGAGUUCGGACUACCGCAUCCUGGGCUUGGACUUGAGGCAGCUGGAGCGAUUGGACCGGGCCCUGGCCGCCGCGGGCCUCGAUGAAGCCGCACCCACUUUGCUCCUCGCUGAGGCCGUGCUGACCUACCUGGAACCGGAUAAUGCAGCGGCCCUCAUCGCCUGGGCAGCCCAGCGUUUUCCUGAUGCUCUUUUCGUGAUCUACGAGCAGAUGAGGCCGCAUGACCCCUUUGGCCAGUUCAUGCAGCAACAUUUUCAGCAGCUCAAUUCUCCUUUGCAUGGCCUGGACCGCUUCCCCGACGUGGCGUCCCAGCAGCUCCGCUUCCUCCAGGCUGGCUGGACUGCCUGCAGGGCCAUGGACAUGAAUGAAUUCUAUCGCUGCCUCCUGCCCGCAGAAGAACGUCGGCGCAUGGAAAAUCUUGAGCCCUUUGACGAGUUUGAGGAGUGGCAUCUGAAGUGCGCCCACUAUUUCAUUCUGGCCGCUUCUAAGGGAGACACUCUCUCCCAAACUUGGGUGCUUUCACCCCCAGAGCUGUUUCCUCGGGUAGAUCCCGCUUCCCCUUCCGGGACCCUCCUUGCCAAGGUGGUCACUAGUGACAGCCAGGGCCCACACUUUAAGAGAUAUGGCCACGCCUCUGUCCUCUUGAGCCCAGGCAUUCUCAGCGCAGGUGGAUUUGGAGAGCAGGAGGGGCGGCAUUGCCGAAUGAGCAAGUUUCACUUGCUCUCAAGAUGCUGUGACUUUGAAUGGAAAGGCAAACCAAUAGGCAGUCGGGGGACUGAAGCUCAGUGGGAUGGACGCCUUUAUCACACCAUGACGAGACUUUCCGAUACUCAGGUUCUGGUUCUGGGAGGGAGACUGUCCCCAGUAACUCCAGCCUUGGGGAUUCUCCAACUUCGUUUUUGUAAGAGUGAGGAUGAUAGCGCCGAGGAUCUAAAUGUAAUGGUAACAAAAGCUGGCACAGAAGGAGAUUCCACUUUGUCAUGUUGGCGGCAUUCAACAACACAAGUGUCCUAUGAAAAUCAGAAGUAUUUGUUUGUCUAUGGGGGCCGAAGUGUGGGGGAACCUGUAUUGAGUGACUGGCAUUUUCUACACGUGGGGACAAUGACUUGGGUCAGGAUCCCAGUGGAGGGGGAAGCACCUGAAGGUCGGCAUUCCCACAGUGCCUGCAGCUGGCAAGGGGGAGCCCUUAUUGCUGGAGGCCUGGGUGCUUCUGAGGAGCCAUUGAGCUCUGUAGUCUUUCUGAAACCAACCACUUGUGGAUUCCUCUGGGAAUCAGUUGAUAUCCAGCCUCCCAUUACCCCAAGGUAUUCCCACACAGCUCAUGUGCUUAAUGGGAAGCUUCUACUGGUUGGAGGGGUCUGGAUUCAUUCCUCCUCAGUUCCCGGGGUGACUGUUAUUGAUCUGACUACAGGAUUGAGCUCUGAGUAUCAGAUUGACACAACAGGUGUACCAUGGCCACUAAUGUUGCACAACCAUACCAGCAUCCUCCUUCCUGAAGAGCAACAGCUCCUGCUCCUUGGAGGUGGUGGGAACUGCUUUUCCUUUGGCACCUACUUCAACCCCCAUACAGUAACAUUAGACCUUUCUUCCCUGGGUGCUGGGCAGUAAGGACUGGACUUCUGAUUUAUUUAGGACCCACUAAAGUAGACAAUAAAGGUUUCCACAAAUAGGAUUUGACUUUGGCUACAGAUAUUACCCCACUCCACGCCCCUCCUUUUAUUUUAUUUUAUUUAUUUUAUUUUAUUUUAUUUCGUUAGCACUAUUAUGUUAAAACACAUACCAUCAAUCAGAGAGAUGAUACAAAAAUAAAACAUAAGUAGGCCUAUCUUAAGAGAGUGGUCAUACAGUCCUAGAGGAGGAAUUGGGGCCUUUAGAUCCCUAUAUCUAGUUGGUCUUCCUCCCAUUUUCUAAUCUGCAUUUAUCCACUUAUUGAGUUAUAGUGACUUUAACCUAAGUCAAGUGAAAAAUUUCCCACUCCUAUGCUUUGUGUUUUGAGGUGGUACUUUGGAAAAAGUUUCACACAGAUCCUUGGUAAGAAUCUAAAGUUGAAUAUAGUUGAAGGGGCAUGAUAUUGAUUUCAUUCUUCAUGUAUGAAACCUAAAAUGAACCCAGUUACAGUUUUUUUAAAGCAUUGCGCUAUUUAGUGCAGAAGAGAAUUCUGGGAUAGAUUCAACAAUGAUCUUUAUAUAGGACUUUAUUGGAAAAUAUGCUUUUCCAUUUUUGUCACUGGUUCCAUAUUUAUAUAGAUUUAUGAGUGCUUUUAAAUCAAACAAUGGAUGCUUCAACUCAUUGUGUACAUGAUAUGAUAAUGUUAUGCUUCAGCUCUACUCUUCACCCUUAACUAUGGUCUGUGCCCCAGGAGGCUGACAUUCAUGGACUAUAUCAAUGAAUUUUCUUGUCUUCUAGUUUCUGGUGAGUACUACCAGUCAUAGGCACCAGAGGGAGAUGUAGAACAGGAAGAGUGAGGCAGGGUAUUCUCAGUGUUUCUCCUACUAGUCUGCAAGUUGGCAGAAUCCCCCCCCCCCUUUUUUUUUUUAUCAAAGGCCACAGCUUUUUCUCCAUGUAAUAAGGUAUAGCUCUAAUUCUGCAUCACUCCAGGUUCCAGUAAUUGUUCCUUCUUACCUCUUCAGGCCUAGGAUUGUAAUUGCUCUUUGCUAGACCUGAGCUGCACUGUUCAAUAUAGUAGCCAUUAGCUAUGUGACUAUUUGAACUUAA